This is a messenger RNA of Taeniopygia guttata (zebra finch), 1944 nucleotides long. RefSeq names its product charged multivesicular body protein 2B (gene CHMP2B). Lineage: Eukaryota; Metazoa; Chordata; Aves; Passeriformes; Estrildidae. Gene Ontology annotation, biological process: vacuolar transport. The record is from RefSeq and is a predicted model, not a curated record.
CGCCCCUCGGCGCCGGGAGGCGGAGCCGGGCGGGCGAUCGCGGCCCGGCCGCUUCCUGGUCAGCGGAGCAGGAGGCGACGGGAGCCCGCCGAGGCGGUGCGGGGGUCCGGCUGCCGCCAUGGCCUCGCUCUUCAAGAAGAAGACCGUGGACGAUAUAAUAAAGGAGCAAAAUCGAGAGUUAAGAGGUACACAGAGGGCUAUAAGCAGAGAUAGAGCAGCACUUGAAAAACAGGAAAAACAACUGGAACUGGAAAUCAAGAAAAUGGCUAAGACUGGUAACAAAGAAGCCUGCAAGGUGCUGGCAAAGCAGCUGGUGCAGCUGAGGAAGCAGAAGAAUCGAACCUAUGCUGUGAGCUCUAAAGUCACGUCCAUGUCCACUCAAACCAAGGUCAUGAACUCCCAGAUGAAGAUGGCAGGAGCUAUGUCAGCUACAGCAAAAACAAUGCAAGCAGUUAAUAAGAAGAUGGAUCCACAAAAGACGCUACAAACUAUGCAGAAUUUCCAGAAGGAAAACAUGAAGAUGGAAAUGACUGAAGAAAUGAUUAAUGAUACUCUCGAUGACAUUUUUGAUGCUUCUGAUGAAGAGGAAGAAAGCCAAGAUAUUGUUAAUCAAGUGCUUGACGAGAUCGGGAUUGAAAUCUCUGGCAAGAUGGCCAAAGCUCCCUCAGCUGCCAGAGGUUUGCCGUCUGCAUCGGCAUCGACCGCCACCACCAUAUCAGAUGAGGAGAUCGAGCGCCAGCUCAAAGCCUUGGGCGUGGAUUAACUGAUGCAGUUCAGAGUCUGCCUGCUGGGUGCUCAGCUCUACACACAUGUACAAGUGCAAAUACUCUUUCAAUGCAACUGAUUUCUAGGAAAACCCUGAAGUCUCAGAAACGACAACUUGAAGAUGAAUUUGCAGAGAAAAGUACUUUUUUUUUUUUUUUGUCCAUUGCAUGGAGUCUUUUUGACUCUGGACUUACCAGGGGUGUGGUUCUAACAAUAAAUUCACUUACAUCUGAUCAAGAUCUGUCCUUUGGAUUCUAAGUUUUCUCCCAUCUCAGUUCCUGAUCUGUCACUAGAACUGGCUAUUCUGUGGCUGGUCAUGCCAUUUCCUAGGACAGCACCUAUGUAAUAUUUAUAAUUUGUACAAAACUAUCAUUAGAGAAACAUUUAGUCUGCCAUCUCUUAGCACAAAUGAAAUUUCACCUUGGCUCUUAGUUGGAAACUUUUUUUUCCAUGAGGAAUAGCUUUGAAUGUCUAGCUAAUUUAGGCAGAAAGAAAAAGCAUUUUAUGUAUUUCUUCAAAAUUCCUUUUGAGCUGAUGAAAUAAUAGCUUGUUAUUCUUCUUACCAGAAUGGAAGGAUACACGCCUUGUGCAGUUAAUUUUUCUGGAAGAGGAGUUACAUUUGUUAAUCAACUUUGUUGCAUGAAAGGCACUGAUCGAACUCUAUUGUACUGUUACAUAGCUGGUUUCAACAGAAUUGCUGUGCCUUUAUGUAUAUAAAUAUUGUACCUUUGUGAUUUUCUUUCAGAAGGAGUCUUUGAAAGGUGAGUAAAGUUAAUAAUUAAGAUGGUUUUACAAAAUGCUGUGGUGAAACCUCUCUGUACACUUGAUGGGACUCAGUGCUGAAGUGGAGAGAUGCACUCAUUCAGAAAUGCAACUUGUGCACUUGAAAAAAGGACAUUUGCCUGAAGCAACAUUUGUAUAUAUUUUACAGUACUUCUUAAUGGAAGGUAACUGCAUAAUUGUAUUGUUUGCUAAGAUGCAACUGAUCACAUUGAUAAACUAAAUAUUAGUUUUGAGAACAAUUUUGGAUCAUAAAUGAUAACUAUGAUAAAUGAUAAUAAAAGUGUUUUGAUUCUGUGAAGGGUUUUCUAUGGUCUCUGAACUGCAUCAACACAAUUCUAGCUUUAAGUGGAAUAUGCAUUGUGCUAAGUAAUAAAAACUGUUGGUAUGGGAAAUAGA